This is a messenger RNA of Camelina sativa (false flax), 977 nucleotides long. Lineage: Eukaryota; Viridiplantae; Streptophyta; Magnoliopsida; Brassicales; Brassicaceae. The record is from RefSeq and is a predicted model, not a curated record.
AGAAGAGUGUGUAGGCUACAAACAUAGUUGUUGGUACACAGGGGAGGAGGCUCUCCCGACUGCGCCUUCCUUUGAACCUCUGAAACCAAAGUUUGUAAAGAGCUCUCUUCUCUUCUCUUCGGAAGGAAAGAAGAAGAAAUCCACAGAGAGAGAGAGAGAGAGAGUCGCAGCCGACAUUUCUCACUUCAUAUGACUGCGACUGUGAUUACAACAAACCGUUGAAAGAGAGAAUGGAUACUGGCGGCAAUUCGCUGGCGUCCGGACCUGAUGGUGUGAAGAGGAAAGUUUGCUAUUUCUACGACCCUGAGGUUGGCAAUUACUACUAUGGCCAAGGUCACCCCAUGAAGCCCCAUCGCAUCCGUAUGACCCAUGCCCUUCUCGCUCACUACGGUCUCCUCCAGCAUAUGCAGGUUCUUAAACCCUUCCCUGCCCGCGACCGCGACCUCUGCCGCUUCCACGCCGACGACUAUGUCUCUUUUCUCCGCAGCAUCACCCCUGAAACCCAGCAAGAUCAGAUUCGCCAGCUCAAGCGCUUCAAUGUUGGUGAAGAUUGUCCCGUCUUUGACGGCCUUUAUUCCUUUUGCCAGACCUAUGCUGGCGGCUCUGUUGGUGGCUCUGUCAAGCUUAACCAUGGCCUCUGCGAUAUUGCCAUCAACUGGGCUGGUGGUCUCCAUCAUGCUAAGAAGUGCGAGGCCUCUGGCUUUUGCUAUGUCAAUGAUAUCGUCCUAGCUAUCCUAGAGCUCCUUAAGCAGCAUGAGCGCGUUCUAUAUGUUGAUAUUGAUAUUCACCACGGUGAUGGAGUGGAGGAGGCUUUUUAUGCUACUGNAAGAAAUCCACAGAGAGAGAGAGAGAGAGAGUCGCAGCCGACAUUUCUCACUUCAUAUGACUGCGACUGUGAUUACAACAAACCGUUGAAAGGUCAGUCUCUGUUCCUUGUCUGCGUUUUUCCAGUUUCCGUCAACUGUCUUGGGUUUUGA